CCUCCUUCUCGGCCGCCGUUGCGCCGCUCUGCGCGGCAGCAAGAUGGCGGCGCAACAGCAGGACCGUGAGGGUGGUGCGCAGCUGGCUGGGCCCGCUGCGGAGGCCGACCCCCUGGGCCGCUUCACGUGUCCUGUGUGCUUAGAAGUGUACGAGAAGCCGGUGCAGGUGCCCUGUGGUCACGUCUUUUGCUCUGCAUGCCUGCAGGAAUGUCUGAAGCCGAAGAAGCCUGUCUGUGGGGUGUGUCGCAGCGCUCUGGCACCUGGCGUCCGAGCCGCGGAGCUCGAGCGGCAGAUCGAGAGCACAGAGACUUCUUGCCAUGGCUGCCGUAAAAAUUUCUUCCUAUCCAAGAUCCGGGCCCACGUGGCUACCUGUUCCAAAUACCAGAAUUACAUCAUGGAAGGUGUGAAGGCCACCACCAAGGAUGCCUCCCUUCAACCAAGGAACGUCCCAAACCGUUACACCUUCCCUUGCCCGUACUGUCCCGAGAAGAACUUUGAUCAGGAAGGGCUAGUGGAACACUGCAAGCUGUCCCAUAGCACGGACACCAAAUCUGUGGUUUGUCCGAUAUGUGCCUCGAUGCCUUGGGGAGACCCCAACUACCGCAGCGCCAACUUCAUAGAGCACAUCCAGCGCCGGCACCAGUUUUCUUACGACACUUUUGUGGAUUACGAUGUUGAUGAAGAGGACAUGAUGAAUCAGGUGUUGCAGCGCUCCAUCAUCGAUCAGUGAGCGGUCUCUACUGUCCAGCUCGUGCUCCAGAGCGUCCGUUGUGUGUUGGGCGUGAAACCUGUGACUCCUACACCUUCAAUGUACAACAGACCUGGAAGUGAGCUGUGGUCACUUCUGACAGGGAAAAAGGUCCCCAGGUCAGAGCCGUCCCUUCCUUUGGGGUCUCCCCUGCUGUUAACUCUGUCAUGUGUCUGGUCUCUGAUUGCCCUCAGCUGCUCCCUGGAGUUUCUGCUUCCUCUUCUGGAAGAGAAUCCAGGUUCUCCACCUACCCUUGUUUCACUCUCGUUCCUCCCCUUUAGUGUGCAUCUCUCAGGUCCUCUGAGCCAGCCAGGACCUGUUCUGGGUCACGAAUAGCACAAGCGAGACCAGCACCUCCCUCCUCUCCUUGUCCCUGAGGUGAGGUGUGUGAGCUCUGGCAAAAGUGUGUCCCAUCGGUGGUGGAGCUCCUUCUGUGCUGCGGAGGUUCUUUUAGUUGGUCCUUAGCAGCAGCUGCCGGAAGCUGGAGUUUACCUCCUGGGAAACAUUGCAAAAGGCCUGUUGGGGUGAAUGUUCUGGGUUUAGCAUGAUCUGAUGCUGGAAGUUUUGAUUAGUUCUAUUUUCCUACUGCUCCUGCACACCCCUAGAGUUAACUGGUUCAGUCUUAAAUGCCUGCAUGGUGCCUUUUUAGGAUAAGGUGUAACCACAUCUUUUUAGUGACAAUAAGUGUUUCUAGGUUAGGAAAGUUAAACUCCAUUUAUCCAUAAGUGGGGAGGAGGGUCAGCUAAGAGCAGUGUGAGGGCCGUAGCUUUUUGGUUCUGAUUUUCAAACUAACAUGGUAUUUUCAAAGGACUGCGUCAUGUUUGCCUCUCUGUUUGGGAACCUGCUUACAUUCUUGUCCUUGAGGCACGAAAAAGAGUCCUCCAUGAAUAAGAAGGAAGAGGUUUGGGGGCUCCAGUAGAUACUAUAGUUAUUUUAUCUUUUAUUUGGUAACUUAGAUUAAACUGAGUAUCUGAGUAUUGCUUUUCUAUCAUAAAUGGUUUCCUUAUGAAACUGAUUUCCAUCUGUAAAUCAGUGUGUGAAACCUGCCUUGUAAAGCAGAGGUCAUGGGAAAUCUAGUCUCACAGCCUGCUGUCUCCUUUUGACAAGACGCACUGUUAAAAAGGCAAACCCAGCUCUGGUGAGCACUUGUUAAUGGAAACUGCUGGAAACUAGCUCAAGAAACUUGAAGUUCACCAUGUUUUGCGAAUAUUAAUAAAUACAAGGCUGAGAGCGGUGUCAGUCUAAUCUGUAGGAACAUAACCAAAAGACGUGGAUUUAGGUUCAUUUUUUCGUGUCAGACCUCUCUACUCUGAACAUGGAAAGUUUUUCUGGUCAGUGGCUGAGGUUGUAAGUGACAGGGAGCUUUGGGGCCUGUGAGCACCGCUGUUGUGGGCCUCUCCCUGCCUGCCAGUGGGGGCUGCAGACGCCUAGUGACCAGCAAAGACAGGGCCCUUUGCUAGGCAAAAUAAUCUUUUCUAAUGUGAUGUUGCUUUGGAGGGCCCAAAUGUUAAGGUCAGCGCCUUCACUGUGAUUUCUGGAAAAAGUUCACUUAGCCCUCCCUGACUUGAGAGGUCUGAAUCUGGAGGGAAAUUUGACAAAGCCUUCAUUUGAGGGAACAGAGGAGAGUGUCCAUCUCACUAAUGGUACCAAGAAACUGAUUUCCUUGUAUUAAGUGCACUUCAUGUAUUUCUAAUAAGAUGACUUUCCAGAAAGUGAAAUUUGUUAUGUUCUGGCUUUUAAAAGGUGAAAUAUAAAUAAAUUUCAUAAUUUAUCCGA
This is a messenger RNA of Leopardus geoffroyi (Geoffroy's cat), 2524 nucleotides long. RefSeq names its product ring finger protein 114 (gene RNF114). Gene Ontology annotation, biological process: protein polyubiquitination; ubiquitin-dependent protein catabolic process. Gene Ontology annotation, molecular function: ubiquitin protein ligase activity. The record is from RefSeq and is a predicted model, not a curated record. The coding region runs from base 44 to 730 and encodes 228 amino acids. Lineage: Eukaryota; Metazoa; Chordata; Mammalia; Carnivora; Felidae. The transcript is spliced from 6 exons.